GUGAUACGACACUCGUCGUGACGUACGAGAUUAGUAUGCAACCACCCAUACGUUGACCCACGUGGGUCAAAGUCCGCGCAGUACUGAACAGAAGUCGUGCUGCAUUUCGUUUCUAUUCAUUACCGUCACACUUUUGACUCUCCCAACCAGGAAGUAUGGCGAUCGAAGGUAUUCUCGUCAGGUGGAUCUCUUUCGGUCUCGGCUGUUUCUAUUCAACAUUCGUUUUGUUCACUUUAACUCUGGGUUUUGUGAAACACCCUAUCGCAUUUUUCUCCCGCAAGAAACGAGAUGUGAUGCCAUCAGUUCUAAACGACCCGGACUUGGGAACACAUGGCUAUGUUCACUUGGAGGAUGUUAGGAUCCACUAUGUUGCCCAGGGAGACGAGACCAAACCGUUGAUGCUGUUUGUGCAUGGGUUUCCAGAGUUCUGGUACUCAUGGCGAUACCAGCUGCGUGAGUUCAAGAAGGAUUACAGGGUUGUGGCCAUUGAUCUGAGAGGCUAUGGUGACUCUGACAAGCCGUCCGGUGUUGACAAUUACCAGAUAUCCAAGAUGGUGGCCGAUCUGAAACAACUCAUCCCAGCUCUAGGCUACAGGUCCUGUGUGCUGGUUUCUCAUGACUGGGGCGGCAUCAUUGCCUGGUCAUUCACUGCCUACCACCCAGAACUGGUCGACAAGCUGAUCGUGAUGAACUGCCCCCAUCCAGGCAUCAUCCGAAGCUUCAUGCAUAAGAGUUGGACGCAGUUCAGGAAAUCUUGGUACAUGUUCUUCUUCCAAGUUCCAUUUCUCCCAGAGUUGGCACUGCAAGUGAGGGACAUGGAAGCUCUGGAAAGACUCUUCACGGGACGCCAGUGUGGUCUCACUUCAGGGAAAUUAAGUGCUGAUGAUGUAGAGGCCUACAAAUAUGCUUUCUCUAUGCCAGGUGCUGCAACAGCUACCAUCAAUUACUACCGAGCCAUGUUUCGGUUUCCUGCAACAAAAAGGAUGCCAAGGAUCUCCUGCCCGGUGCUGACCAUCUGGGGCUGCAAGGAUGCGGCCCUGGAUAAGGGCCUGGCUGCAACCGGUGAUGCUGUUGUAGACAAUUACACAGUUAAAUACAUAGAGGAGGCUAGUCACUGGGUCAUGAUGGACACACCUGCCAAAGUUAACGAACACAUGAAAGAUUUCCUUGAGUAAAUAUGCAACGUCCACAUAUAAGGUAGAAAUCAUAUUAGAGAUAAAAAUGUGAUUUACAAUAAAAUAUCUACAGGUAUAGAUAUUCAGAUAUCUCGGUGUGUAUGUAUGCCUCGUUUGUGUUAUUUGGUGUCCAGACAUGGCUACACCGCACCUUCCACCUGUUUCUGCUCCCCAGGCUACAGAGCCUGUGUGCUGGUUUCUAGCUACUUGCCCUUGCUUGUAACACGUGUGUGCUGACAUUCUCUGAAGAAAUUGUCUCUGUUGAUAAUCAAUAGCUAUGAUUCCACCGAUGAUAUAGAAAGAGUAAAAUCUUUUUAACCGCGUCCGUUCAUCGUAAACUGUGCCUUGUAAGGACAGGAUCAACGUUCUGAAGUCACAAGCAGCACUCAAACGUAAUGGCUGUGGUAUGUCCAGUGAUUUGACCAUCAGACAACAUGAACAACGUAAGGACGUGAAUUAGAGGGGACUGAUCGGCUACUUUAAGAAUAGUAAGCUGCUGACUGAACCACGUAGUGAUUGACAUCCCUGUGACAAAGGGGCACCUGAGAGAACGACAAACGAAGAGUAGUAGACAGUAGGCAGUUGCAAUAGGAAAUAGCAAUGUGGACCAAGGAUUGUUUUACAUUGGACGGAAAUAAAUCACACACCAGUAACAAUAGACUGUCUAUAUUGUUAAGUGAUAUCAAUGGCUUGUGUAAAAAGUUGGACUUGGACUUUAUUACCUAUCUCAAGUCAUUUGACACUGUGAUUUCAGUCAGUUAAUCUCGGUGUUUAUCUUCAAACUGGAUACCUAUCAAAAUCUCACCAUCUCUCUAUCUAUCUAUCUAUCUAUAUGCAAAAAACUGUCGUAGGAAGCAUUUUGUAUUAGACCGAUUUAUUGCAUUAGUUUGAGUGGUGCACUUGCAGCAUAGCUUUAGAACUUGCAUUACUAUACAGAGAAAUUAAUCCGGAUAAUCAGGUUCUUAUAUGUUUUAAGACAAGCUUCCAAUUAUUUUGUAUGGUGACUAAAGCUUUAAAACUCGUCAACAAUGUUUUGUCCUCAUUUAUUGAUUAUGAAUGAAUAGAUACAAAUAUAGUUUUAACGUCUG
Messenger RNA from Haliotis rubra (blacklip abalone), 2263 nucleotides. Its product is annotated as epoxide hydrolase 1-like. Gene Ontology annotation, molecular function: hydrolase activity. The record is from RefSeq and is a predicted model, not a curated record. The transcript is spliced from 6 exons. The coding region runs from base 156 to 1175 and encodes 339 amino acids. Lineage: Eukaryota; Metazoa; Mollusca; Gastropoda; Lepetellida; Haliotidae.